This is a messenger RNA of Contarinia nasturtii (swede midge), 3136 nucleotides long. RefSeq names its product chromatin-remodeling complex ATPase chain Iswi-like. Gene Ontology annotation, molecular function: ATP binding; ATP-dependent chromatin remodeler activity; histone binding. Bases 196 to 3039 code for a protein of 947 amino acids. The record is from RefSeq and is a predicted model, not a curated record. The transcript is spliced from 11 exons. Gene Ontology annotation, cellular component: chromatin; nucleus. Lineage: Eukaryota; Metazoa; Arthropoda; Insecta; Diptera; Cecidomyiidae. Gene Ontology annotation, biological process: nucleosome organization; regulation of transcription by RNA polymerase II.
AGUCGGUGUACAAAUAAAAUGAUCUGGUCCAUUUUGCAUGUGCAUUCAUUCUCUCACUCAAACAGACAGUAUAACGGACAGUGUGUACUUGAUUAAAGCAUUUGCAUUGACUUUUGAUAUUUACUUUGGUAAUUUGAAAAUUGACCGUAUUGUAGUGUUUAUUGUGAUUAUAUCUUCGACAAAAAAAAUAAAAUAAUGGCUGAAGCGAUGGAGGUGGACGAUACUAAAAUUGGCGAUGAAAAUUCCAAUUCGAAAAUUGUGGAUGUGUCACCGAAAGAAAGUUUUUUAAGUCCGAAACAACAAAAGCGACUGGAUUAUUUAUUGGCACAAGCCGAAAUUUUCACACAUUUUGUGGGCAAUUCACCAAAGCAAGCGGCGAAACAAAAAAUGGCGCUUAUACGUGAAAAAAAGUUACCAUCAACAAAUCGCCGCCGAAAUAAAGGCAAUGACGAAGAAAGCGAUAUUGAAGACGAUGAAACGACAACGGGCAUACGAUUUGAUACAACCCCAACGUGGAUCAAAGGCGAAAUGCGUGAUUAUCAAUUGCGCGGUUUGAAUUGGAUGAUUGCAUUAUACGAACAGGGCGUGAACGGCAUCUUGGCCGAUGAAAUGGGCUUAGGUAAAACAUUGCAAACAAUAUCAGUUCUUGGUUAUUUGAAACAUUGCCGAUCAAUCAACGGUGCAUUUUUGGUCAUUGGACCGAAGUCAACACUUCGUAACUGGUACAACGAAGUCAAUCGAUUUUGUCCAUCGCUCAGAGCGCUCAUUUUGAUUGGCGACAAAGAGGAACGCGACAAGGUGGUACGUGAAAUGGACGAUCGAAUGUCAUGGGAUUGUCUUUUAACAACAUAUGAAAUGAUUUUAUCCGAAAAAAGUCGAUUGAAACGGGUUCAUUGGAGAUAUCUUGUCGUUGAUGAAGCUCAUCGUUUAAAAAACGAAAAUAGCAAAUUGAGUACAAUCUUGCGCACAUUUCAUUCUGACAACCGACUGUUGCUUACAGGAACACCGUUACAGAAUAAUUUGCACGAACUGUGGGCACUGUUGAAUUUUCUCUUGCCAGAUGUGUUUGCUAGUUCCGCUGAUUUCGAUACAUGGUUUGAUUCUGAUGACUGUCUCAGAGGCAACAAUGAGAUUGUCAAUCGAUUGCGGGCCAUUUUAAAGCCAUUCAUGUUGCGCCGAAUCAAGGCUGAAGUGGAAAAAUCACUUCUACCAAAAAUCGAAGUGAAAUUGUUUGUUGGUUUAACACCAUUACAACGUGAAACAUAUAAGAAGGUUCUACUGAAAGAGGUCAAGAAAAUUGAUGCAUUUGGCGAUGAAUCCACUAAAUCGAUCAGCAACAUUUUAAUGGAAUUACGAAAGGCGUCCAACCAUCCAUAUUUAAUUGAUGGCGUUGAACUUGGCCCGCCAUAUACCACCGAUAUGCAUUUAGUAACCAGCUGUGGUAAAAUGAUGGUAUUGGAUAAACUUUUGGCAAAACUAAAGGCACAGGGUUCGCGUGUUGUUAUGUUCAGCCAAUUUGUGAUAAUGCUCGACAUUUUGGAGGAUUAUUUAACGUGGCGUGGCCAUGAAUUCCGUCGUUUGGAUGGAAACACACCGUAUGAAGACCGUGCAACCAACAUCGAUGAAUUUAAUGCGGAAAAUAGCAACAUUUUUCUUUAUUUGAUUUCAACACGUGCAGGAGGCUUGGGUAUCAAUUUGGCUACGGCUGAUACCGUCAUCAUCUACGAUUCGGAUUGGAAUCCACAGCCAGACUUUCAAGCGAUCGAUCGGGUGCAUCGCAUUGGUCAAAAGAAACAGGUGCGUGUAUUUCGAUUGGUCUCCGAAAAUACAGUCGACGAACGAAUUGUUCAACGCGCUGAAAUAAAGUCCCGUUUGGAUAAAAUGGUAAUUCAACAAGGCCGUACGGUUGAUAAGAGAAUCAGCGAAAUAACGAAAGGCAUGAAACGAGACAUGAUUCGAUUUGGCGCUGAACAGAUACUAUCAUCAUCAGAUGGAUCCAAUGUAAUCGACAUUGAUAUUGAUAAGAUUUUGAAAAGAGGUGAAGAAAAAACGGCCGAAGAGAAUGCCAAAUAUGCCGAAAUGGGCGAAAGUGAACUGACAACAUUGACAUUAGAAGAGGCUUCAAGUACAUCAAUUUAUCAAUAUGAAGGCACUGAUUUUCGUACAAAACAAAAGAGAGGCGCCGAUGAUACAUACGAAUUGCGCAAACGAAAGCAAUACAAUUUUCCAAUGAUGCCAUCGUCGCCCAUACCAGUGCCAGCCAUUCCUCGAAACAUGAAACUUUUGCAUGAUUUUCAUUUUUAUCCAAAGGAACUAUACGAAAUGUGCGAAAGUGAUGGACGUAUUAAUAUGGCAAUCGAUCGUGAAACAAAAGAAAGUUUGAUGAGCAAAGGUUUUGUAAAUUGGUCACGAAACGAUUUAAAAUUAUAUGUCGACGCAAUGGCAGAAUGUGGGCGCGACAAUUUGACCGACAUUUUUGAAAAAGGUUUGAUUCCUGGCAAAACAUUGAAUGAACUGACUCAAUAUCAUCUCGUAUUUUGGCAACGUGGUAAAACCGAAAUAAAAACAUUCGAUCGCUGUAUUAAGCCAUUGGUGAAAAAAGAAAUGGCCGAAAAGCUGAUAGAGCAUUCCAUUGAAGCAUUUGAGUGGAAAAUGACUAGCUAUCGUUGCAUCGAAGUGGAACUUACGAUUAAAGGAAUGCGAAAAUCAAACUAUACACGUGAACAUGACACUUUCAUUUUAAUGUCAUUACAAAAACACGGCAUUCAUAAUCCAAAUGUCUACAGUUUGAUGCGUCGAGAAAUUUCAUUAUCAAAGCGAUACUGUUUCGAUUGGUAUUUACGUAGCCGCACGGAAGCUGAGCUUCAAAAACGCAGUCACGCCUUACUCCAAUUAAUCAUUGCCGAGUAUACUGAGCACAUGGCAAAAAACACAUCAGCCGCAUCAGAUACUGCAGUACAGGCCGGAAACAGUACACACAACGCCAAGAAGGGAUCUUCCCAACAGAAAACAAAGUUGAACAUGACAGCAUUCACAUAAUUUAAUUCAUACAUACUUUUAACGUAUGUGAAUGAAAAUUAUGUGAAUUGUUAGUUAAAUUUUUAAUUUUCAAAAAAAAAAAAAACAAAUCACCGAC